UGCUCUGUUCUCUGAUCUCAUUCUUUCAAAUAAAAACAUUUUUUUGUAUUUUAUUUUGUCAAAAGAUGAGAUGUUAUCGUUAUCUACUUUUAGCUUGAAUUCACUUUAACUUAAGUGUUUAGGAUGUGAUAAUUUAGUUACAAGGCACAUUCAUAAAAUUGUUUUACUCAUUCUGUGGUUAAGUGUGUAAAUUAAAUACACUUGAGUUGGAAAUGGGAAACAAACAAUCUGGUAGGAAGGCAAAUAGGUCAGAAGGCUCUCUCCAUCCUCAAGAAAAAAAGAGAUUAACUAUUUUUUUAGAUGAAAGAAAAGGCUCUGCUAAAUUCACUUUCCUUGAAAUAAAGAGGCUCUGGAGUGAUUUUUUGACGCCCAGCCUACUGGAAUCUUAUGCAAACUUCCUUCUGAAAUCUACUGAUGGGCGAAGGGACGAAAUUGACCUUGAUGAUUUUAUCAGUAUUUAUGUAAAAAUAAUUAGAGGAUCAUCCAAUGAAAAGGCUAAAUGCAUUGCAACUAUUCUGGGGACCCAGACAAAUCAAGAAGGCGUAGAAAUCAUCUCCUAUCAGAGCUUGUGCAAGUAUUUGAGUGAUCUUCUAAAAUCAUACUUUUUUGGACUGAAGUCACGCAAGGAUGAUUGUUACACUAGCUGGAACUGUGACGAACCUCGAGAAAAUGUCAUAGAAGAAGUUAUUAGAGGAGUUUGUAAUGAUUUACAACGUACUGAUGAUGAAGUCAGAGAGAAUUUGUUUGAGGACUGGUUGCACCACAGCGGUCUAGUCAACACACUUCACUGUUACGUCCUCGGAAGCAUGUAUAAUUUGGAGCCGGAGCAUCAAUUCAACCUCAUACCUUACGCACAGUUUCCUGCAAACAUCUCAGAGCACAAGGUCUCGCUCCUGUUGGAUCCGUCACAAGUUGUGUACCUCAACUCCUUCCUUCCGUCGGAGCAUAAGGAAGUCUGGAGGUUCCUUUUUUCUACUGAUUCUCAUGGCGAGAGCUUCUCCAAAUUCGUCGGAUGCAUCGUCAAUCAAGGCCCGAUCUUGGUGGUAGUUAAAACUGCCAACAAUAACACUUUUGGAGGAUUCAUCUCUACAAAUGUCACUUUGAGUCCGAAGUGGAUUGGCUCAGAAGGCAGUUUCCUAUUCAAGCUGGGCUCUUCAGUCGAUGUGUUCACUGGCACCGGAUACAAUGACCACUAUGCUUAUCUGAACUGUUCUCAGAGUACAUUACCCAAUGGACUGGGAAUGGGAGGCCAGUAUGGGUAUUGGGGUCUCUGGAUAGAUUCCCAAUUCGGAGUUGGGGAGUGCAGUGAGACCUGCACAACAUACAAAAACUACAAAAUGUUGGACUCGGGAAAGAAGUUCCACAUAAAGAACUUGGAGGUUUGGGCUGUUGGGGAACCUCCUCCAACUGAAGAAGAGCUGGGUGAGAGAUCCACGAGUAAAACAGGUAGGUCGGCCCUAGACCAAGACCCUGCAAGUGCCACGAUUCUGGAGAUGGCUGGACGAGAAAUGCACAGUAAAGGCAUCAGAGAGGGAAUGGCAAAAAAGAAGCAUUGAAACAUCGAAAUUCUCCAACUUUUGGAUAGAGGCAAAUCCUAGCUACAGUGCUGGAAUAUGGUGAUGGUCUCCAAGUACUUUUGUGCCAAAUAAUGUUACCAAGCCAAGUGUUGACACUUAGGCUAAGCUUAGAAUGUUAUUGUAUGUAUUAAAAUAUUUUCUUUUGUUGAUUUUUUGGUUGAUAACAAGCUUAACUUUAAUUUCAUACUUCGGGCAAGAUGAAUUCUUGGAAUGCUUCUGAAGCGUUGGUCACUUAUGUAUAUAUUUCCGUUAAUUCAAAAGUCAUCUAUGACAGUCUUAUUUGACCGUGGAAGCCUUACUUCAAGAUUAAAGUUACUACACUAAGGUAUUGAUAUCGUUCUUUUCUGUGUUUUAAGUUUUAUCUGGAAAUGCUUCGUGACAAUUUUAUUUCCGACGAGACAUCAUAAAAGUCUACUGCUUAGCUCUAAUAGUUUUGGAUUAAAUUUAAAUUAAAUUUUAAACCCUUGAUUUUUAUAACAACUUUUAAAACCUUCAUCAGUAUUUUGUAUCAUUUGGAAAUGAACCUGUUCCAUUCCACACAGUACAAUACCAUUGUGUGAAUUGUGAAUGGUUUCCAGUAGGUUACCUAUCAAACUAAAUCAAAUCUGUUGCUCUGAUUGCAUAGAGACAAGUGCUUUCUCUAGUCUUUCGUCUUUUAAGUGAAACGAUCUGUAAAAUUUUUAAUGUAAAGGAAGAAAAACAUGUGAAAUCAAUAUCAGAUCGUUUGAAAAUUUGUACUUUGACAAAUCAAAGCUUGACAAUAUAUUUAAGGUUGUAUAAAAUUAUUUAAGACUAAAAUUGUAAUAUUGUUGACAAAUUAAAUGUUUAUUGAACAUUG
Messenger RNA from Macrosteles quadrilineatus (aster leafhopper), 2415 nucleotides. RefSeq names its product MTOR-associated protein MEAK7-like. Lineage: Eukaryota; Metazoa; Arthropoda; Insecta; Hemiptera; Cicadellidae. The record is from RefSeq and is a predicted model, not a curated record. The coding region runs from base 213 to 1556 and encodes 447 amino acids. The transcript is spliced from 8 exons.